AUUCAAGAUUUUAUUUUCGAGUCAUAUACUCGGAAAAGACAUUUCUUCGUAAUGGAAAAAUUGAAAGGUAUUCUAUUAGUAUUAUACGCAGUCGCAUUGUCAAAUGCAUCUGUCAUCAAAGAAAACACCAACAAAGCUACCAAAGGGGUCAAUUUCGAAUCCGGUAAAGCUACUGAAAUCUGUGCUCGUAUAGGUUCAGAUGGUAUACUAGUUGCUCAUGAACAUUGCACAAGAUUUUAUAAAUGUGCAGAAGGUCGUCCUGUAGCACUUAAGUGCCCUCCAAAUCUAUUGUAUAAUCCUAGCAACGAGCAAUGUGACUGGCCUCAUAAUGUAGAGUGUGGAGACAGAACCAUUCCAGAAGACGACGAUGAUGUUGAUAGUGAAAGUGACAAUGGCAGUGGAGGAAACGGAAACGAAAACGAUAACACUGGAAAUGGACACGCCGACCCCAGCCUGGCUACUGAAAUAUGUGCUGAAAAAGAUUCAGACGGUGUUCUGGUCGCCCAUGAGCACUGCACCAGAUUUUACAAAUGUUUCGAUAGUCAUCCAGUAGCCCUCAUUUGUCCUCCAAAUCUGUUGUAUAAUCCUAAUAACGAGCAGUGCGACUGGCCUCAUAAUGUAGAGUGUGGAGACAGAACCAUUCCAGAAGACGACGAGGAUAUUGAUAGUGAAAGUGACAAUGGCAAUGGAGGAAACGGAAACGAAAACGAUAACACUGGAAAUGGACACGCUGACCCCAGCCUGGCUACUGAAAUUUGUGCUGAAAAUGAUUCAGACGGUGUUUUGGUCGCCCAUGAGCACUGCACCAGAUUUUACAAAUGUUUCAAUAGUCGUCCAGUAGCCCUCGUUUGCCCGCCAAAUCUAUUGUACAAUCCUAGCAACGAGCAAUGUGACUGGCCUCACAAUGUAGAGUGUGGAGACAGAACCAUUCCAGAAGACGACGAGGAUAUUGAUAGUGAAAGUGACAAUGGUAAUGGAGGAAACGGAAACGAAAACGAAAACACUGGAAAUGGACACGCCGACCCCAGCCUGGCUACUGAAAUAUGUGCUGAAAAAGAUUCAGACGGUGUUCUGGUCGCCCAUGAGCACUGCACCAGAUUUUACAAAUGUUUUGAUAGUCAUCCAGUAGCCCUCAUUUGUCCUCCAAAUCUGUUGUAUAAUCCUAAUAACGAGCAGUGCGACUGGCCUCAUAAUGUAGAGUGUGGAGACAGAACCAUUCCAGAAGACGACGAGGAUGUUGAUAGUGAAAGUGACAAUGGUAAUGGAGGAAACGGAAACGAAAACGAAAACACUGGAAAUGGACACGCUGACCCCAGCCUGGCUACUGAAAUUUGUGCUGAAAAUGAUUCAGACGGUGUUUUGGUCGCCCAUGAGCACUGCACCAGAUUUUACAAAUGUUUCAAUAGUCGUCCAGUAGCCCUCAUUUGUCCGCCAAAUCUGUUGUAUAAUCCUAGUAACGAGCAGUGUGACUGGCCUCAUAAUGUAGAGUGUGGAGACAGAACUAUUCCAGAAAGCGACGAGGAUGAAGACAACAAUGACGCUAGCGAUGGCAAUUUGGACGGAAACGAUAAUGAAGGCAAUGACAACAGCAGCGGUAACUGCGAUCCCAGUGCAGCUCCUACAUUGUGUGCUCAAACUGGAUCAGACAGUGUUCUAAUUGCCCACGAAAAUUGUGAUAAAUUUUACAUAUGCUGGAACCACAAGCCUGUAGUUCUCAGCUGUCCUCCAAAUCUCCUCUACAAUCCAUCGAAAGAAGAAUGCGAUUGGCCUCAGAAUGUCGACUGCGGUUCAAGAAUUAUUCCAUAA
Molecule: messenger RNA, 1806 nt
Organism: Bombyx mandarina (wild silkworm)
Lineage: Eukaryota; Metazoa; Arthropoda; Insecta; Lepidoptera; Bombycidae
Cellular component (GO): extracellular region
Molecular function (GO): chitin binding
Source: RefSeq, a predicted model, not a curated record